Epinephelus moara (kelp grouper) is the source of this 825-nucleotide messenger RNA. Its product is annotated as beta-microseminoprotein-like. Bases 470 to 808 code for a protein of 112 amino acids. Lineage: Eukaryota; Metazoa; Chordata; Actinopteri; Perciformes; Serranidae. The transcript is spliced from 4 exons. The record is from RefSeq and is a predicted model, not a curated record.
UGUUGUUUGAGCAAGAAUCGAAAAUAAAAAGCGACUAAUACAAUUUCAAAUGAAUAAAGAAAUACUAUUAAAUUUCUUCAUGGUGUACUCUACUCUACUCUGCUACUACUUUUAGCACAACUCUGUAAGAGAGAGAAAAACAGAAACCUUGUUAGACCAUGUUGGCACUCCACCAACGAAAGACUGAGACAUGAUGACUCGAAAAAGUCAGAUAAAAGUAGACAUGAUUCAUGGGAGGGUUUUUCAGAUCUUAAAAAUGACUUCAAAUGACUUUGUAAACUGUAUCGUCUAUUUCUUUAUUUGUUGCGUACAGGCAAAUACAAAUAGUUCCAGUAAACUGACCUCCCCUCCACCCUCCACUCCCCUUAUUUGAUUCCAAAGGUCCGUGCAGACACACUGUUUAAAAGACAGCCCCUCAUUAAAAAAUACAAUAUAUUUUAUCCUCUCACCUAAACACAAUUCAAACCGGAUGAGUCUGACUGCCACUAUGAAAUAUUUGGCUCUGGCUUUUCUGCUUUGUGCUUUGGCACCACUGUCCAAUGGAGCCUGCCACCACAAGGUCAUGAAACCUGACAUGACCCAUUGUCAGGACACUGUGGAUGAGACGUGGCAUGCUGUCGGAUCUUCAUGGAGAAACAGUCGAUGCAUGGACUGUACUUGCGGUAAGUGUUGCAGUGGGUUCUCAAUCCCCGUGGGAUUCCCUGACUACUGCGUGAAAGUUUUUGACCCGGAGGCUUGUGAAUACAUAGUGCACAAGAAGGACGACCCAUCUGUACUAUGUCCUGUUCGUGGUGGAAAAGGAAAGUGAUAAAGUCCUUGUUCUGA